Messenger RNA from Manduca sexta (tobacco hornworm), 2419 nucleotides. RefSeq names its product sodium-dependent proline transporter-like. Gene Ontology annotation, biological process: sodium ion transmembrane transport. The coding region runs from base 111 to 1877 and encodes 588 amino acids. Lineage: Eukaryota; Metazoa; Arthropoda; Insecta; Lepidoptera; Sphingidae. Gene Ontology annotation, cellular component: membrane. The transcript has a single exon. The record is from RefSeq and is a predicted model, not a curated record.
UAGGUUGAUACAGGAGCAUAAAGUAACGAAUUAUUUAUCACCUUGGCCAUGCAAAAUGAAAAUGUCAGUGUAACAUACUUUAUUAAUCAGAUACACAAUACAAUGUUGCAAUGAGUCCACAAGACGCAAACGCGUGCCACUGGGGCUCUAGGCGCGUGUAUAUAAUGGUGCUGCUGUGUCAAAUCAUUGGGACCAACACGUUCAUUACGCUGCCGAAUAUCGCCGUCACGCACGGGACCACAGGAUACAUACUGAGCUACGUCCUUACCUACAUAGUCUUAGGAAUACCUCUACUUUACAUGGAGUUCACUAUAAGCCAGUUCACGACCCGAGACUGCCUGGAGGUUUGGAGAGCACGGGAGUUCCUUUCCCAUAUUGGAUAUAUCCACAUAUUCUACCAAACAGUUAUGAUCAUCUACAAUCACAUGGUGUCAUCCUUCGUGCUGCACUACUUCCUGAUAAGUUUCGAGAACCCCAUACCGUACUACAUCUGCGGCCGCUGGGCGACGAAAGACUGCGGCAUUCUAGCUACAAACUACACAGUAAAUCAAGAUUGCAUAAAAGAGAAAGAACCGACCAGCUAUUGCGAAUAUAUUUUCAUUACAUUUCCAGAAUACCAAUACUGGAGAUAUUACAUACUAGGAUCAGACGCGGAUUACUUUCACAUAGCCUGGCGAGUGUGCCUUGCCUCAGGUCUCUGUUGCGUCUUUCUGUUUCUGUGCUGUUUCAAGACGACCGACUCUAUGAAGUGGUUCAUGGCUGUGUUCACGCUGUACCCACUGCUGGGAUAUGUGCUGUUGAUAAUAGGCUCAAUGAUGCAAAAAGGCCUGGUUGUGAUGUACGAAGAGGCUCUGGACUCGGACUUCAGUGUGUUUAUGACACGGGUUCGCGCAUCGAACAUUAUACUGAUAGUGAUGUACACGUUAAACAUCGGGACCGGCAUCUCGUUCAACCUGGCGUCGGGCACGUCGUUCCGCACGCCGUGCUACUCUAACACGGUGAUCACGGUGGCGGUGUGCACUGUGUUCACCGUGCUGACGGUGUGCACGGCGGCGAUGAUGUCGUGUCCCUACGCGUACGAGCACGACAUACCGCCCUACAGCACCCUCAAGUUUCCUAUAGCGCUGGUUUUCGGUAAAACUCCUCGGUUUCUCUACGAGUAUUCGCACAAAUCUUUCUGGCUGAUACUCAUAUACAGCUGUAACGCGCUGGUGGGAUUGAGCACCAACGUCGUUCUUAUUAUAAGCCUUUUAAAACUGUUAAUAAAGCGAAAUAGAAAAUUUUCCAAAUACACUAGCGUGAUUUGUUUCGUAAUCGUUGUGGUCCUGUUCUUCGGGACGAUUCCGCUAUUAGGUGCUAGAGGUAUCAAUUUCUUCGUAGAUUUUAAAAAGUACAUUAAUUUCAUACCACUCUUCUGCAGCAUCCUGGAGUGUGUCGUGUUUGUUUUGUGGUACGGACUAGAUAAGUUUUCAGAAGACUUGCAUUUCAUGCAGGGUAUACAACCGAAGGCUUACAUGAAGGCAUCGUGGGUCCUUUCGUGCGCUGUGUUAAGCUACGUAUUCUGUUAUGAACUUUACUAUCAAAAGAAUAAAGCUCAAUCAGUCAUGGGCGAGACGUUAGGCUGGUGGACGCUAGUGUCAGUGCUCGGCGGUAGCAUAUUACUAAUGAUAAUCAAGUUAUCCAUAGCCGCUAUAAAGAAAAGGUUUCGUAAUGCUAUUUGUUUGGAUCCGACGUGGGGACCAAGAAGCGAAUUGUUAUUGCGAAGCAGGGCGAUGUUUACAGCCCAGGCGAUGACGAAAGAAUAUCUGUAUCGCCAGUACCAUCUGCAAGCCGGCAUCAUAGCACGACAGAGGAGGUCCAACAUAAGAACCCAAUGACCCGCGCCCAUUGACACACAGGGCAUGCAACAAUAGCUUGCUUGGUGGCAACUUUCGGCGGGUGUCUCCAGCAACAUUCAGACAUUAUCAUUUAUCACACGCUGAUGGUAAUGAGGUGAUUUGUAUCGAGAUUUUUUAACAGCAUUAUGAGUCAGUGUACUUUAUUGCGAGCUUUGGCUAUUAUUAUUGAACUAAUAUUGGCUAUUGCGUAAUUCAAUAAGAUCGUGAGUCACCGCCAAACUUAUUGUAAUGCUCGUGUGUAUAAAAGUAUAAAUUUAUUUAUCAUUAAUAUUCAUAGGAAAUAUAUAAAAGAUAUUGUAAUUUGUGACUCAUUUAUUUGCGCUAGGUAAUAAUAGAAAAACAAAGGAGACGUAUAUUUAAUAAACUUGCAGGAAUGCUAUUUGCAUGUUUCACGUUAUGAUUGUCUACAUAACUUAUGCAUUGUAUUUUCUCGAUAUAGUUGCGGUUAUGUAAAUGUUUCUUUUAAAAAUUAAUUUGUUUGUGGUUUAAUUACAGCGAAAUAAAUCUAUUUCAUACAAAUA